Messenger RNA from Drosophila albomicans, 654 nucleotides. RefSeq lists its product as uncharacterized. The record is from RefSeq and is a predicted model, not a curated record. Bases 1 to 624 code for a protein of 207 amino acids. NCBI's taxonomy places the organism in Eukaryota, Metazoa, Arthropoda, Insecta, Diptera, Drosophilidae. The transcript is spliced from 3 exons.
AUGGUUAUAUCAGUCAUGGAAAAUUCAAAGUCUAACAAGUGUCAAUUAUUCUUCGAAGUACUGAUCCUACUUCUAGGAACCGCGAGUGCCGUACACUAUCGUCUAGUUCCUGAAAAUGAAGAGAUAUAUACGGCAUGCCCAAAUCAACCAUCAAACGUGAAGCAUAUUACAGAAUUUUUUGAUGUUUCGGAACUACAGACAAAAGAUGUUGGGGAUAAGAUAUUAGUGUCUGGAAAUGUGACAUCUACUUGGAACUUCAACCCAACUGAUCAUAUUAUAGGUUCGGCAAAGAUGUAUCGUUAUGAUCGUCGAGAAUGGGAUAAUGCCUUUUACAGUAUCUCAUUUACCGACUUAUGCUCCGAAAUUUUUGAUGAACGAAAGCACUUGUACAAGUUUUGGAUGAAGCAUGUAGUCAACUUGCAGGAUAUAAAGGCCAAAUGCGUUUUGCGUGGUGUAAAAUUUAUUCAUGAACCGUUUGCGCUAGAUAUGAACAUAGAUAUCGCAGCAAUUGUUCCCACAGGACGACAUAAGGUGGUACUUAUAUUAAAAACGAUUGAUAAAGAGGGACAAAUACGAGAACCUACCAUGUGCCUUGAAAUUAUAGGGGAGGUAAUCAAAGGGUAAAUUGUUGAAAAAUAUAAAAAAAAUCUGGUG